GGAAACUCAAGAACUAAAGUAUAUAUCAAUUAGACUGUGGAUUGAGCAUUUUAUUAUUUUUUUUAUAAAACGUUUUUAUCCACAUUAUACAGAGCGUCUGCUAAAACGUUUUCCAUAAGGCAGAACUAAACAAGUUACCAUGAAAUACUAGGUUGCUUGAGAAAGCCAUUAACAUUUCCAAUGUUAAUUUGGAAUUUAAAUUUCAUCUCGUUCGACUUCAGCCUAAAAUCAAAACGUUUUUGGGGAAAAGGCACUGCAUCGUAUUAUACAUACAAACCUGUUCGGUGACAACGUUACUUCUGCAAAAUCCAAAAAAGUCCAUAGCAGAGAGAAGACAAGACAAACCAGAGUUCUGCCAGCUUCCUGCAAUGAGUGAAAUUGUAGAAGUCAUCGGAAUAGGAGAAGUCGUGGUCAAACCGACCAUAUCCCUUUUGGAGCUGUGCAUAACUUCUCAAAAAGAAACAUUGGAACUUUGUCGUGCCUCUGUGGAGAAACGGAAACCGUAUGUGUAUCAGACGUUGUUAAAUCAUAAAACAAGAGAGAGUGACAUAACCGAGAUGGAAGAGAUAAGAGAGAAAGAUGGCAACCUCAAGGAACUGAUUGUUACUGUUUCAGCUACACUUCCUAUUCGUGAAGCCACCGAGGUCAUCAGUCUAUUAAUGGAAAAGCUUGGUAGUACUGUAAGCAUCCAGCAGAUAGGAUAUCUACAUUCGUGCGAGUCUUUAUCAGAAAGUAGAAUAAAAGCAGGAAAAAGAGCAGCCGAAGAAGCAAAGCUAAGGGCUGCUGACAUGGCUGAAGCUGUUGGUUCAGUACUUGGACCUUGUCUGGAAAUAGUUGAAGAGGCUUGCACUCAAGUUGCCACGACUCACGAUAAACGGGAAUCUUGGGUUGUUGACACAGCUUUAAGGCAACAGGAAACUCAUGUUCACACUCCUAUUAUAGUAUGCACAACACUUAGAGCUAGAUUUUCCCUUUUGGCCUAUGGUGCGCCAAAGAAGAAAAAAUCCUGAUCAUGAAGGAGCUUUGUGUCUACAUCUGAAUCUCUUGUAAAUCGCUGUUUUGGCACCCCACUGUGAGCACAGAUGCCAACCAGAACUGUUCUUUGGGCAAAGUUCGAGCACCUGGAAAAUAAAGAACAAACAAGCCUCAAGAAAAUUGCUGGGAAGAGGGCGCUUCAUGAACUUUGACUUACUGAGGCAUUACUUUUCACUUGUAAUUCUCCACAGACCAUGAUAAAAACAAUAAACAUCAGGACAAAAAGUAUAUAA
Molecule: messenger RNA, 1268 nt
Organism: Macrobrachium nipponense
Lineage: Eukaryota; Metazoa; Arthropoda; Malacostraca; Decapoda; Palaemonidae
Product: interleukin-1 receptor-associated kinase 1-binding protein 1 homolog
Exons: 5
Coding region: 369-1010 (213 amino acids)
Biological process (GO): immune response; canonical NF-kappaB signal transduction
Source: RefSeq, a predicted model, not a curated record